AUAUUAUAUGUGAUUAUUAUAUAUCCGUGGCUUCUGUAAAAUGCACAUACUGUGUUGUAUGAUUAGGCAGCCGAUAUGUCUUUGGUCGUAAACGAUAAGAUAAACAAUAAUAAUAAUCAUAAUAAUUUACUAAAAUAUUGCUUUGUUUUGUAUUCAGUAGUAUUUUUCGGUUUUUAUUAAUCUGUUUAUUACAUCGCCCGUAGAAUAUUCAUUAUACCGCCAUAUUUAAUUUGCUUCCUAUUUACUCUAGGAGUUUUUAUAUUUUAUAUUUUUAUAUUUUAAUGGAUACAACCAAUGAUAAAAGACAUUCCACUGGAAGCGAACAGUCAUCUGUUAGGCUUCACAUGACUACUCCAAGAACAUUUUCAAAUCAAUGUCACCUAUUGAAUAAAGGAGCGAUUGAUUGGUCUGAAAAUGGACUUUUAGCCUAUGGGUCCAAUAAUCUAGUUGUAAUUGUUGAUACAGAUAAAGUCAUUCCAGUUCAAUGUUUUACUGAUCAUAAAGCUCUAAUUAAAAAACUUUUGUGGGUUCCAUUUGAUUCUAUUUCUGGAGCAACAUCUGAAUUAGUAUCGGCAGAUUGUGCUGGUGAUAUUGCACUGUGGGAUGUCUGUCGCGGUAGAUGUAUUUCGUGGAUUGACUCAGAACAAUCAAAACCUGUCAAUUGUCUUGAAUGGGUGCCAUCAUCACUAAAUAAUGAUUUACUGUUAGGUGUUUUACAUUCACCCAACACAUUUUCAAUAAUGGAUGUACGUAAAGGUACUCGACUAUGGAAAAAAACAUUUUGUGACACAAUUAACAGUUUUGCUUUUGAUCCAUUUUAUUUAAAUAGAGUUGCUUUCCUGUGUCCAGAAUGUAUUUUAUUUUUUGACAAUUUUGAUCGGAAAAACUCACUUAGUGGUAAUGGACGUAAAUUUUACAUAUCAAAUACUGCGGCAGGUGAGAAUUCUACUGUAUCUGAUGAAUCUACUCGCCCUAGAACAAGAUUUAAAAGACUGAUGAAAGGUUUAGUAUUAGGGGAAAGUCAAACUAAGGUGGAUGGUUCAUUAACGGUUUCCGAUUGUAUUCAAUUUGCAUAUCAUCGUGCACUACGAAAUCAUAUACUUUUAAUGUAUCAACAUGAUAUAUUGAUUAUUGAUCUGUACAUUAGUAUGACAGUUGGUGUAAUCAGUAUUGAUCGGUCAUUUUCUCCAUUUUGUCAGAUGUAUUCUUGUCGACAACGUGAUAUAAUAUAUUGUCUUCAAGAAACUGGAAGUUUAUCCUUAAAAUUAAGACGUAAACCUAUAGCUAAUUAUUUAAUGUCUCCUAUGGAUGCUUCUCCUGUAACUGUUGCUGGCAAUGAUUCUACUACAGACACAUAUCUGUGGUAUGAACAUAGAAUUCAAAGUGAAAUCAUCAGACAACCCAAAAAUUCUAAAGUUCUUGGUUUGGCUGUUUGUCCGAUUACUGAAAAAAAUUGUGCAAUACUGUUAAGUAUGGGUAAAAUUAUAUUUUUUGAACUUGAAAAAGUUAUGACUGCAUCCAACGAUGUUUCAUUUUACCUUGGACGACGUGACAACCAUAACAUUUCAUUGAGUAACAUUUUUCCUUCAUUCAAUGAUACCCAAGGGUUGAUUCCAAAGGUACGUUUAUAUUCCCGUGGAAUGCUUCCUAGUCUGGAGUCUUCAUUAACUGUUAUUAAAUAUUGUCCACCACUGACAUCAGCCACAAGAUCUAAAUAUAAACCUCUUUUGGCUGUAGGCACAAAUUCUGGGAAUCUAGGUAUUUUUAAUUUAGCUACCGGAUUACUGAUGAAAGAGUAUCACGUACAUUCUCAUCCUCUUAGAGGUAUUGAAUGGAUUAGUCAUCGUUAUAUAAUAUCUUGGUCAUUUUAUUCAUAUACAUCUAAUACUAAAAGCCAAGUUAUUAUAACUGAUAUUCAGUGUGGGCAGUCUACACCAGUACGCAUAAAUAAAAUAGACGAGCCUCAUGUAUUAUUUGUCAAAGUAUCACCAUUAAAACAGUAUUUUGUGAUUGGAAUUAAAGAUGGACCUGUAGAAAUUUGGGAUUUAAAAUCAAUGUCAUUAUUAAGUAAAAUGUCCAAAAGGUUUCCACCAGCAGUUUGCAUGGAAUGGGUUCAAUGUAAUAUGUCUAAAGGUAAAAACAAUAACUCAACAACUCCUAUAAUUGAAGAAGAUGAAACUGGAUUAAAAUACCCAGAACAUUUGUUGAUAUCUGAUAUAGCUGGCAAUCUUUAUGCUUUCUUAAUAGAUUCAAAUAGUUUUUUGAAACCGGGUACCUUGAUAGAGCCUGAGAUUUUAUUAAAAUCUCCUGUUUAUCUUACAUGUAAGUUAAAUAUUGCACUUCAAGUAGACUGUGAUGGAAAUUUAUUUGUUUGGGAUUUAAGUAACCACUUGGAUAAACAAAAACAUCACAUUAACCGUUCGGAAAUUCACAAAUUGAAAUUUGCUCCUGGAGCUGGUAAUUUCCGAUUUUUAUGUCUAUCAUCAGAUGGCAUAGACAUUUAUAAUGUUUUUGGAUCUCCACAAUCUAUUGAGUUAAUUUCUACCAUAAAAGCCGAUAAAAAAUUACCAGUUGUUGAUGCUGAUUGGGCUAGUGCAGAACAUUCUGUCAUCAUGUUCAGUGAUUAUUCCAUAAGAGUAUUCGACCUUAAACUCAUCAAAUCCUACUCUUCAAUAUAUAAUUAUGAAUUUGAUGAUUUACAAGGACCUCCUGUAAUUUUAGAUCGUGAUUUAUGUAAGAUGUUUUAUUUUUGGCUUUCUGCUACAUGUAAAAAAGUGUACAGCACUGAGUUUGGUUUUAAUAACUAUGAGUUAUCACUGAUUAAAAAUGCUUGUCAUUCUCUGCCAUGGACUGAAUUAGAAUUAUGUACAAAAGUAGCUGAAAGAGCUCUUGUAGUAUGUCAAUCACUUGGUUUAAAGAAUGAAGUUCAAUUUUGGACUGUAGCUCUUCAUUACAUUAUGAUGGGUGAUGACUUUGCCACAAGUGUAGUUCCUCCUUUAGAUUCCUGUUACGAUGUUGUUUGUGAUUGUGCUACAUAUCGUAAAAUACAAAUGGACCAAGUUUUGUUACAUGAAUGGAAAAGUGGAGACCAUAUGCACAUGAGACGUGUUGUUGAUAAAUUUAUAUUGCUUGGUGAGAAAGCAAAAGCAUUAGACUUGCUUUUAGCAACUAAUGUAAACGAUCCAAAUUAUUAUACAGAUGCAUUAAAGGCUUGUUUAAUUGCUACUGUGGAUUCUAACACUACUAAUCAAAGUACUCUUAAAUUGGUUGCUGCUAACUUCAUAGCAGAAAAUAAAAUCGAUGAAGGUAUUCAGCUGUUAUGUAUGAUUGGCAAAGGAACACAAGCAUGCCGCUACUUGAUAUCAUAUAAUUUGUGGGAACAAGCUGUAUGGUUAGCAAAGUGUACAUUAUCAAAAGAUGAUCUUGAUACAGUUUUAAAAAGUUGGGCUGAUCAUUUACUGUCCAAUAGAAAUCAGGAACUAGCUAUUUUGGUAUUAUUAUCAAUAAAAAGGUACAAUGAAGUAUUGAAAAUUUUGAUCAAUAGCGAUCGUACUUAUCGAGCUGCACUUUUGGUAUUGGCUUGUCAACAAAACAAUAUAAAUCUUGAUAGUUCUAUCGAAAAUGAAGUAUGUGAAAAGAUUAAACGCGAAAUGUAUAUUAAUGGAGGUGAUGGUGAUAUUGUGGUCAAACUUUUUGCUACUACAAAUUGUAGAACAAAACAAAUGCUGUGAUAAGUAAUUGUUAUUUAUUUUACUAUUUUAUAUUAGACUCACAUUUUAAAAUUAUUGCUUUGUACACAUUUUGUCUAAGUACAAUAUCAAAACAAAAUAGCAAAUACAUAAUUACCUGACCUUAUAUCUUACAUUUUGUAUUAC
This is a messenger RNA of Sipha flava (yellow sugarcane aphid), 3875 nucleotides long. RefSeq names its product WD repeat-containing protein 11-like. Gene Ontology annotation, cellular component: cytoplasm. NCBI's taxonomy places the organism in Eukaryota, Metazoa, Arthropoda, Insecta, Hemiptera, Aphididae. The transcript is spliced from 23 exons. Gene Ontology annotation, molecular function: protein binding. Bases 282 to 3731 code for a protein of 1149 amino acids. The record is from RefSeq and is a predicted model, not a curated record.